Messenger RNA from Acanthamoeba castellanii str. Neff, 1083 nucleotides. RefSeq names its product copper/zinc superoxide dismutase. The transcript is spliced from 7 exons. The coding region runs from base 1 to 1083 and encodes 360 amino acids. Lineage: Eukaryota; Discosea; Longamoebia; Acanthamoebidae. The record is from RefSeq and is a predicted model, not a curated record.
AUGGGGCGGCCAGCGCUGAAGAUUUUAGUGGUAUUGGCGACAGUGGCGGCUGUCGUUUGCAGUCUGCCCCACCAGGGCGAGGCGGAAGAUGUGACGUGGUUCCAGGGUUUCGAGAACUCGUCCUCGUCGGCCCCGGACUUCGACGCCCACGCAAGACUGGCGGCCUGCCGCAGUCUUGUCGCCACGCCCGCCCCCGUGCGAGUCAUCGACUGGAAGGACCCUCUGUUCGUCAUAUGGUUCCCGCCCGCCAGCAACAGCAGUUUUGAGCAUGAGUGGCUUGAAGACACCAUCCUCGCUAAAGUCAACAGGCCCGUUAUCUAUCACUACCCGGAAGGGUGCCACCUCAACGUCCGUUAUCGUGGAACGCAUGUGCCUAAGCACGUCCUCUACGUCAUUGGGGCCGCCCGAGCGCCAGAGAGCCUGGCGCAGUGCCUGGAGGAGGCUCAUGCACUGCGGGCGAAGCCAAACAAGAGCGCUGAUGAAGCGCUGAUGGCGCAGGCACGGAUCGGGCUUGUGCAUCUGAGCGACGAGCACAUCGGUUUUGCGGACCUCUGCUCUGCCGAAGACUCCAUUGAAGCUCCCAUUAGCCACACAAGAUGCGACUCGCGGAUCGUGCUGCUGUACCCGCUGGUGGACUACGUGCUUCGCAACCACUGGCACCCGAAGCUGAAGGUUUACGGCGACAAGGUUCGGUGGUUUCCACUGGGCCACGGGUCAGGCUUCGGGCGCCCGGCAUCGAACGCGAUCCUGCCGGCUAGCCAUCGGAAGUUCCGGUGCAGCUUCCGCGGGGCCAAGUGGGAGAACCGAAGGGAGUUCAUCAACGCCAUCAACAGCUUCGCGGCGCAAGGCCGGCUCAACUGCCAGAUCACCUGGACUGGCGACUUCAACAAAGGUCUUCCGGUGACCGCCUUCCGGAAGGAGCUGCUGGCAUCGGCGUUUGCUCCUUCUCCUCCGGGCCUCUACAACCCCGAUUGCUUCCGUAUCUACGAAGCCAUGUUCGCCGGAGCCAUUCCGAUCAUACCUCGUCACUUCCAGUUUGAACCUCUGGGAGACCAUCCCCUUCCCAUGGAGCCAGCUGCCUGA